CCAAAUUCCCACAAAAUAUCUCGUCUUCCUCGACCCCACACUCGGUAUCUAUACUCUUUUGUGCGAUUUACACACACAAGAACUGGAAAAUGAGUCGAAACCGCGUAGCUCCACCGCCUUAUGCAAAAAUUCCUGAUUUUUUCUCUUCCCUUUUUCUUUUCUUUAUUUGGGGAUGGGCAAUACCUAUAUAUACCUCAGCCCCACCUACAUUUUUGCCGACCAUUUCUCCGCGUUCCGAUAUUUUUUUCUCCUGCUUCAAAAAUCUUGCCAUUUGAGCCAAAACCGUAAUGAACCCUGAUGACCGCCCUCGCACUCUUCCAAUGCCCUGUUUCACUUCCGGCGACGAACCACCUGUUACGGCGGUGUUCCCAACUCCGCCGUCAUUUCCUUUCUCGACAGAGUCUCUGCCUCUAGAGCCGCCGCCGUUGUCUCCUUUCAUGAACUUCGAGGCCCAAUUUGAGUCCAAACCGGACAUCGGGAGUGCCCCUCAGCCGUUGGAGUCUCUGUAUGAAACUCCAAUUCCGCCGUUUCUGAGCAAGACGUUUGAUUUGGUGGACGAUCCUUCGUUGGAUAAGAUCAUUGCUUGGGGUGCAAGAGGCGAUAGCUUUGUGGUGUGGGAUCCUGUUGAAUUUGCCAGGAUGGUCUUACCAAGAAAUUUCAAGCACAACAAUUUCUCCAGUUUUGUGCGUCAGCUCAAUACAUAUGGAUUUCGCAAAAUUGAUGCAGAUAAGUGGGAGUUUGCAAAUGAGGGAUUCUUGAGAGGGCAGAGGCAUCUGUUGAAAAAUAUCCAAAGGCGCAAAUCGCUACAUCCUCAGCAUACUGGAAGCUCGGCUGGAUUGUCUGAUGAGGCAGGCAGAGUUGAAUUGGGAGGUGAAAUGGAACGUCUGAGGAAAGAGAGGCAUUCGAUGAUGCAGGAGGUGGUCGAAUUGCAGCAUCAGCAGCGUGGUACAGUUAAGCAUAUGGAAAUGGUUAACGAGAAGCUCCAGACAGCAGAGAAAAGGCAGAAGCAGAUGGUCUCAUUCUUAGGAAAAAUCUUUCAGAACCCAGCUUUUCUAACUCGCUUUCAGCAGAUGAGGCAACAAAAAAGCCUCACCUCCCCAAGGACAACGAGGAAAUUUGUGAAACAUCAUGCGCACGAGUCUGGUACGUCUGAUUCAUCCCCCAAACAGCAGAUUGUGAGCUGCCAAGAUGAGCUUGGCAAUCCUUUCAUGCCCAAACAACUUCCCUGUCCUCCCUUGCAAGGUAUGAUAGAAGACGUGUCAUUUGGGAUUGACGAUACUUCACUAAGUGAAUAUGCAAGGAUGGAUGAAUUCCUCAGUGAUCCAGAGCCCAGCGAAGCAGUUCUUAAAGGCAAGGGUGUUGUUGCAGGUCCCGAAUAUUUCAUGUCGUUUCCAGAGGACUUUGUGCAGGAGAAGACGACUCCUGAAUUCUCAACCACAGAAACUCAGACUAUGGCCAUUGAGGAGGGUCUUUGGAGCAUGGGAUUUGGAGCAAGUGCUGGUAUGUCUAGUUCCGCUGAGUUGUGGGGUAAUGUUAGCAGUUACAACACGCCAGAAAUAUCAGAUGUUUGGAACAUAGGUUCACUGCAGAGAGCAGGAAGUUCGGGAAUUGACAAGUGGUUGAACCAAGACUCUCCUUUUAGCGAGUUAGAUAACGAAGGCCAACAAAAUAGAGAUGAUUAUUCUAAGAAGUUGGAUCCGUGAGAUUUCUCUUGGAUCCUUCUUCAUAGUAUAGUUAAAUUCAUUUGAUGGACCAUAAAAUAAUAUCAUCAUUAUUAUAACUAGUACUCCUGCUUUUUAGCAUUUGUCAUUGGCCUCAAUUAUUUUCCCAUAUUCAUUGUUUCAUUUUUUUUAGUUUCUCAUAUAUGCAACUGUUAUGAGCUUUUGCAUAAUCCUACUAAUGCACCUCUGUUUUAAGCUGUGGGCGCACGGGGCAAGCACAUGCGACAGGGCACGAGAAGAAGCUGCUGCAACAGUCUUUACCAAAGGUGAGCAAAUUUUGAAGUGUUUUCAUCUUCAUCCAUCAGUAUUUGAUUGCAUUUCUUUAUUCUUCCAUAUCACUCAAUCAUAUACAUGCUUUGAUGGAUUGAAUACGUUGAUUUGCCCUUGUUGCAUCUCGAGUAUAAAAAUGCACGUAGAUAAGCUGCGAACAGAAUCUGCAGUGUUUUGAGGCAAGCAAACGUGGAGAGGAGAAACCCAAAGCAGAAAACGGGGAAUCUAUUAUCCAUUUACGCAUGUAUUUUCGUGUAGAUUGUGUUUACACGAUGUUGAAACCAUGUUCAAUUGACGCAUGUAUUUUCGUUGGUAUGUUGAAGAAUAUGAAGUUGAUUUAUUGAUUAUGAAGGUUUGGUCAUGUAACAUUUUGAA
Molecule: messenger RNA, 2366 nt
Organism: Salvia hispanica
Lineage: Eukaryota; Viridiplantae; Streptophyta; Magnoliopsida; Lamiales; Lamiaceae
Product: heat stress transcription factor A-3-like
Biological process (GO): regulation of transcription by RNA polymerase II; cellular response to heat
Cellular component (GO): nucleus
Molecular function (GO): RNA polymerase II cis-regulatory region sequence-specific DNA binding; DNA-binding transcription factor activity
Source: RefSeq, a predicted model, not a curated record